AUGGCCAUGGAGGUCAGCCCAACAAAUUGCACCUUGUAUGUCGAGGUCGUCAAGUACUCCCCACUAACAAUGAAUUUAGGUAAUGGUGUCCAGGAUUCCUUGGGUGAGCAUCAUCGCGGUCAUUUGAAGCUAGCUACUCAACCCAUAGCCAUGGCAACCAGUCAAAGCAUAGCACCUUCGUUCUUCAGCUUCCUAAAGGAAGGCGUCCUCCUCCCGACCCGCAACCGGAGGCUCUUCAUAGCGGUCGGCGCCAUCAUCGUCGCCUCCACCACGCUCCUCCUCCUCGGCAGCGACCUCGCCCUCCAACCCCUCGCCGACGAGAUCCAGCUCGACGUCAAGGCGCUAAACGGCACCGACCCGGGCAGCCUGGAGUACGCCAAGCUCGUACAGGAGAUCCAGAAUGACACCAAGGAGCUCCUGCUCGUAGGCGCGGGGUACAUCCUGUUCGCGGUCGUCGUCAGCUCCGCCGUCCGGAUCCUCCUCCUCUUCGCCACCGUCUUGACGUACUCCGGCGAGCAGCGUGCUACCUUCAGCGAGCUCCUCGGAAAAGCUAACGCGCACCUGAAGGGGCCCUUGCUCACGCUCGCCUUCGUCUACGUCCUCGAGAUCGUCUACAUCGUGUUUCUGGCGUUGAUGGGGGCACUUCUCGUUGUUCUCAUAGUGAAGCAGUACUUCGUGUUGCUCAUCCUGGCGUCGCUGCUAGUCCUCUCCGCGGCCAUCUCCCUCGUGUACUUCUCCUUCGUCUGCUCUUUCAGCGUCGUCGUGGCGGUGGCCGAGCCCGGCUGCCACGGCGCAGCCGCGUUAGGUAGGGCGUGUAGGCUGGCGAAGGGGAAGAAGUGGCAGGUCGUGCUGUUCGUCGCCGUUACCAGUGCCUUGGCCACCGUCCUAUCGCAAGUGCACACGCUCGCGAGGACAUGUGCGGGUAGUAGCGUGGCACUUGGGUUGCUCCUGGGUUUUGUGUACGCGGUUCUGAUGGCACUCGUGCAGUUGUUCGCCGUCUGUGCCAUGACCGCGUUCUACUACGAGCGCAGGGAGAACAUCGACGGCCAGCUGGGGGAUACUGUAUACGCCAAGUUAUCAACGGAAGAAGCAAACGCUUGAUCAUUCUACUUGUCACACCAAAUGGUUGGCUGUAAUUUUUACUUCAUGUAUGUUAGACUAUGUGUGUGUGUGUGUUUGGAAUGCAUGCUCCUACUAUAUGUAACUAGCUAGCCGGCGCCCGUGCGCUCGUUCGUUGGAUUAAGCACACUUUCCAUUUAAAGAAACAAAAACACCUGGUCUUCUUUAAUUGCAUAAAAA
Molecule: messenger RNA, 1299 nt
Organism: Triticum dicoccoides
Lineage: Eukaryota; Viridiplantae; Streptophyta; Magnoliopsida; Poales; Poaceae
Exons: 2
Coding region: 1-1101 (366 amino acids)
Source: RefSeq, a predicted model, not a curated record